Elgaria multicarinata webbii is the source of this 1335-nucleotide messenger RNA. RefSeq names its product histone deacetylase 5-like. The coding region runs from base 22 to 1335 and encodes 437 amino acids. Lineage: Eukaryota; Metazoa; Chordata; Lepidosauria; Squamata; Anguidae. Gene Ontology annotation, cellular component: histone deacetylase complex. The record is from RefSeq and is a predicted model, not a curated record. Gene Ontology annotation, biological process: negative regulation of transcription by RNA polymerase II. The transcript has 14 exons. Gene Ontology annotation, molecular function: histone deacetylase activity; transcription factor binding.
CAGCCCAUACAGCACACCCUCAUGACUGGUGUUGUGUAUGACGCGCUAAUGCUGAAGCACCAGUGUAUGUGUGGCAGUUACACCAACCAUCCUGAGCAUGCCGGAAGAAUACAAAGCAUCUGGUCAAGGCUGCAAGAAAGCGGGUUGCUAAAUAAAUGUGAGCGGAUCCGAGGUCGAAAAGCCAGUCUGGAAGAAAUACAGCUGGUUCACUCUGAACAUCAUUCACUGCUGUAUGGCACCAGCCCCCUCAACAGACAGAAGCUGGACCCCAGGAAAAUCCUAGGUCUUGUGCCUCAAAAACUAUUUUCAUUGCUGCCCUGUGGAGGCCUUGGGGUGGACAGUGACACCAUUUGGAAUGAGCUGCAUUCGUCCGGUGCUGCACGCAUGGCUGUUGGCUGUGUCAUCGAAUUGGCUUCCAAAGUGGCCUCAGGGGAGCUGAAGAAUGGUUUUGCUGUUGUAAGGCCCCCAGGCCAUCAUGCGGAAGAGUCAACAGCCAUGGGGUUCUGCUUUUUUAAUUCGGUUGCAAUUACUGCCAAAUACUUGAGAGACAAGCUAAAUAUAGGCAAGAUAUUGAUUGUAGAUCUGGAUGUUCACCAUGGCAACGGUACACAGCAGGCUUUUUAUGCUGACCCCAGCAUCCUGUACGUCUCCCUCCAUCGUUAUGAUGAAGGCAACUUCUUCCCUGGAAGCGGAGCCCCAAAUGAGGUUGGAAGUGGCCCUGGUGAAGGUUAUAAUAUAAAUAUUGCUUGGACAGGUGGCCUGGAUCCCCCCAUGGGAGAUGUAGAGUACCUCACAGCAUACAGGACUGUGAUUAUGCCAAUUGCCUCUGAGUUCGAGCCGGACAUUGUCUUGGUUUCAGCUGGCUUUGAUGCUGUGGAAGGCCAUGACCCUCCUCUAGGCGGGUACAAAGUGACAGCUAAAUGUUUUGGUCACCUCAUCAAACAGUUGUUGACGCUAGCGGGAGGUCGCAUGGUGCUGGCUCUGGAGGGAGGACAUGACCUUACUGCCAUCUGCGACGCAUCAGAAGCCUGCCUAAGUGCUCUGCUAGGAAAAGAGCUGGAGCCCCUCUCUGAAGAUAUCCUCCAUCAAACCCCUAAUGUAAAUGCGAUGGUUUCUUUGCAAAAGACUACUGAAAUCCACAGCAAGUACUGGAAGUCUGUGAAGCCUUAUGUGGUGCCAGUUAGCUGUAAACUGGCUGAGACUCAGAAGCAAGAGAGAGAGGAGACAGAGGCAGUGUCAGCUAUGGCCUUACUCUCAGUGGACGUUGAACAGUCUUUUCCACAAGAACAUGGCAGAACUGCUGGCGAGCCCAUGGAAGAAGAGCCAGGCUUGUGA